UUGCGCCUGAAGAGAGAGUGCUCCUAUUGGUUGGAGAUCACGCCGCAGCGCCGCGCGUACUCCCAGAAGAAGGUGUGCUGUCAGCAGCCGUUGAAAAAUGGCGACUGUUACUGAGCUGAAAGCUGUUUUAAAGAACACCUUGGAAAAAAAGGGAGUGUUAGGACAUUUAAAAGCAAGGAUCCGUGCUGAAGUUUUCAAUGCCCUGGAUGAUGAUCAUGAACCCCGGCCAUCAUUGUCUCAUGAAAACCUUAUAAUUAAUGAAUUAAUUAGAGAAUAUUUGGAAUUCAACAAAUAUAAGUACACAGCCUCUGUCCUUAUAGCAGAAUCUGGUCAACCCAUAGUUCCAUUGGACAGACAGUUUCUCAUCCGUGAACUAAAUGCCUUUGAAGAAUCAAAAGAUAACUCAAUUCCUCUGUUAUAUGGAAUUUUAGCCCAUUUCUUGCGUGGUCCUCCAGAUGACAUCCAGAAUGUGUUUCUGACAGAGUCGACACUCCAGCCUCCAAACAGGCAUCCCAGCUGGAAGCCCAACAGAAAACCAAAGGAUGGCCACCUGAGGAAGGACACGGGGCCAAGCACCACGACUGAAGAGCCUCAUGCUGCUGUGCAAGCAGUCAGUAGAUGAUACAUAUACCAGGCUGUCUGAUCUCAGCUGUGUCUGUGGAGUAACUCACUUAUUAUUUCCGAUACCAUUGAUUAGACCACCACAGUUUAUAAAUGUUUGAUGUUCUCCAUUUAGCCCCUCAAGUUUUACUGCAUCUAUGAAAAGCUAAUCCAUCUUGCUAGAAGCCAUUGGAGAAAAAAAUGUACUGUUUUCAGGAUUUUGGGGGUGGUGGUGUUUGU
Messenger RNA from Onychomys torridus (southern grasshopper mouse), 840 nucleotides. RefSeq names its product centrosomal protein 20 (gene Cep20). Gene Ontology annotation, cellular component: centrosome; motile cilium; ciliary basal body. The record is from RefSeq and is a predicted model, not a curated record. The coding region runs from base 98 to 622 and encodes 174 amino acids. The transcript has 5 exons. NCBI's taxonomy places the organism in Eukaryota, Metazoa, Chordata, Mammalia, Rodentia, Cricetidae. Gene Ontology annotation, biological process: cilium assembly; microtubule anchoring. Gene Ontology annotation, molecular function: protein binding.